Bombus huntii is the source of this 1664-nucleotide messenger RNA. Its product is annotated as receptor-binding cancer antigen expressed on SiSo cells-like. Gene Ontology annotation, cellular component: secretory granule. The transcript has 4 exons. Lineage: Eukaryota; Metazoa; Arthropoda; Insecta; Hymenoptera; Apidae. Bases 336 to 965 code for a protein of 209 amino acids. The record is from RefSeq and is a predicted model, not a curated record.
AAGAUGGUCGAAUUACGAUUAAUUCUGAUAGCAACUAGCAACCUGUUGAAAGUUUGAAAACGAGUCGACAGUCGACACAUAGAUUUUAAUCGAUAUUUCUCGAUAACCUCUUUAUUGUUUUACAAGAAGCUGUGUGCCGGAUGGAGAAUAUACUUAUUAUUAACAGUUAUUAGUGUUUAUAAAGUAUGUACAAAGUGACACGACAGUAAAAUCACUUAAUUCUAGAUAUUUUUCAGCAAAAUGGCAUUUGAUCAGUCUUGAUUCUUUGUAAUAAAAACAUAUACAAUUUAUUAUUAUAUCAUUGUAAAAGAGGUUAGAUCUAUGCCGAUAUUACGAUGGCAGUAGAAUUUUUAGUAAAUCGUUUGAAAGCCCUCAUCGUAUUACUUCUGGGAGUAUUUAGGCGUGCGAUGUGCUGUCUUCGACGUCGAAGAAGGUCGUCUUGUGAUUCUAUACCUCUCUCCACGAUCGGCGUAGUACCAAACACCGUAAACAACACAACACAACCAGAAUUAGAGCACUGGGAUCAAUGGGAAGAAAAUCCUGUCGUGGUCGUGCCAGAUAAGCCAGUUAACACGGUACAAGCAAAAAUUGAACAAUACAGACAGCAAGUUUCUAAACUGCCAGAAUCUACAGAGGAGCAGCAACCAAAUUUUUUUGAGAAUAUGACACCAAAGAUUACAACACAGACAAAGAUUUUAGUAAAAGAUAAGGCUUCGGAAAAUACAUCCUGGAACGCAUCAAAAUUUGCCAUGGCGAAUGAUCUCAUGCCAUCUAACGAGCUAGGAGAAUGGGAAGACAAUGCUGUUGGCUGGGAAGAAGAAACAACAAAGGAAUUUGGAGACCCCACAAAAACAUUAAGAGAACAGAAGCGAAGAGAAAGGGAGCAACGGCUGUUUGAGCAGCAGCAGAAAAGAAUUGAACGCAAUUCAAGACCUCAACCAUUAGGUGCAAAACUAAAUUCUUGAUGAGAAAGGAUAUAGAAACAAAGAUUUACGUCAGAAAUGAUAAUUUUUCAUUCGAUGAUGUUCAUGCACAAAUGUGAUCUUUUUACAACUGCAUGGAACAUCAAUUAAGAUUAAGAAAAAUCAAAAGUCAUUGCUUGUGCUAUGAGUUAUAUGUUUUUUUGUAAAAUUUACCGAAUCGUACCCUGUAUAGGAAAACAUCGCAAUAAUAUUAUUUGAAAUGUCCAAAUUUAUAUUUUAAUGCGUUUAUUAGUUAAUUGAUACAUCGCAUCUUACGCAUUUAAUUCCUUGUUGGAAAUUACCUGAAAAUCACUGAUUGGUAUUUAAUGACACGUGAAAUAUCGAACUUUUUAAUAGAAAACAAAAGAACUGACUUAUUUACAUAACAUAUUUACGUUACAGAAACUACGAAUGUUGCAUUGGUAAACGAUAAUAUUAUUACUUUUGUUAUUUAAAUUGUUUUAUUGUUAAAAUGUUUAUAACGUCUAGGGACAUUCCAUGUAAAUAAUCUUGUAAUACCACGUAGAAACUGAUUUUUUAUAAUGAAAUCGGACUAUUUUUAGAAGGUGAAAAAAUAGAAUAACUAAUCUCUUCGCAAGUAUGAAUUUCUCUAUUUGAUUAUUUUCUUAAUCAUACCGAUAUAAAACCGAGAGCAUGUUCAUUGAAUUUGUAGCGGUAUGAAAUAAAUCAUAUUACUACACA